CCGAAGGAAGUUGUGACGAGUGCAGAGAGUUACAGAAGGGAUAAACGAAAGUAUCAACGAACCAAACGUGAAUUAUCCUAUCUGCCGUUCUAUGAAGUGAUUCACAAAGAUGCCACCAAAUGGUUGCAACAAAUCAAGAUUGGCCUCGCCACAUCAACUUCUCUUUACGCACUCGAUUCUGGAUUAGUAUUUUGGAUGAAUCAGUUAAGGGAGUGA
This is a messenger RNA of Anisakis simplex (herring worm), 216 nucleotides long. The record is from the annotation of a GenBank genome assembly. NCBI's taxonomy places the organism in Eukaryota, Metazoa, Nematoda, Chromadorea, Rhabditida, Anisakidae.